Messenger RNA from Paramecium sonneborni, 1156 nucleotides. NCBI's taxonomy places the organism in Eukaryota, Ciliophora, Oligohymenophorea, Peniculida, Parameciidae. The record is from the annotation of a GenBank genome assembly.
UUAGUAAUGAAUGAUCAAUUUCUCAAUUGUAGAUUGUGUUCAACAGAAUUUGAUUAAGUCAUUCAUUUACCUAGGCUUUUAAAUGAAUGUGGACAUACUAUUUGUGAGAAAUGCAUAAAAUAAUAAGAAGGGCAUUUCAGAUGUCCUGCAGAUGAGUAAUGUUCAUUUUUACCAUUCCAGAACACUUUAUGAAUAUUCCAUAGAUGGUUUUCCAAUCAAUACAACUUUAUUUAAAUUGAUUUAACUAAAAUAAAAACCUAAAUUGAAUGAUCUUUUUAAAACACCUUAGAUAAGUCUAUACAACGAUAAUUCAUCUCCAGAUUCUACUAUUUCUAAAAAUAAAUUUUAAGAUUCUUAAUUAACUCCUAUCUCAUUAUAAAAUACUAUCUCUGAUGGAUAAAAAUAAAGAGAUGAGUUAAUUUAGAAAAUUGAAAAUAAAUUUAAUGAUCUCAUAACAAGAUUAGAAAUCAGAAAAAUGGAAUUAUAUAGUUAAAUAGAUAUGAAAUAUGAAUAAUCUCCAUUUUGUGUUUUAUAAGUAGACUUUUAAUUUUAGAUGGAUGUUCUGGUACCUAGAUAUGGAAUCUUAAGAGAAGAAUUAUACAGUGAUAUUUAAUUGAAUAAUUCUUAAUAAAAAGAACAAUUUCUAACAUUUUCUAAUAAAGAUUCUGUUGAUACAAACAGGUAAAGAUCUCCAUCAAAGAAGAUUUUUGAGGAAUUAAAAUAAAUUUACAUACGCCCUGCAUUAGCUUUAGAAAAAACGAAUGAAUUAAAAAAAAUUAUUAAAGCAAUGAAUAGAUCUGAGAAUCUUGAUAUAAUUAAUUUAAAAUCAAGAAACUUAACAGAUGAUGAUAUAAAGAUUUUUUCUGAAUCAUUAGCAAUUACUAUUUCAAACAUAAGAGCAAUAUUUCUAUCAAAAAAUUAAAUAACUGAUUUAGGAUUUAAAUAUUUGAUUGAUGCUUUAUGGACGAAUAAAACUAUAAAGACUUUAAGAUUGAAAAAUAAUCAAUUAACAAAUGAAUGUUUGAAAUAUUUAAUUGAAAUUUAUGAAGAUCAGAAGUAUAAUUCUUUAUAAUAAAUUUAUUUGUAAGGUAAUCAAGUUACAAAUGAUGAUUAAAUUCAAGCAUUGACAAAAUUGGGUAUAUUAAUAUAUAAAUGA